Messenger RNA from Dioszegia hungarica, 753 nucleotides. RefSeq lists its product as uncharacterized. Lineage: Eukaryota; Fungi; Basidiomycota; Tremellomycetes; Tremellales; Bulleribasidiaceae. The transcript is spliced from 2 exons. The record is from RefSeq and is a predicted model, not a curated record. The coding region runs from base 1 to 753 and encodes 250 amino acids.
AUGUCCCUCCGCUCCCUCGCCGACUCCAAGACCCGCAUCUCCUCCACCCCCUCCCAGCCCGGCUCCUCUAAAAAAUCCCUCCUCUCCCCCUCAUCCUCCCAAGAGUCCGCCUGGACCUCCUCCACGUCCCCGUCCUCCCUCCACCUGACCUUCCCGACCCCACUCCACAAUGCGACCCAUUUCGCCAUCACGUUCCAGGGCGGGUUCGCCGCGAGCGCGGUGAUGGUGUAUGUGGCGAUGGCGCCGAGGGAGGGGAGCUCCGAGGUGGAGUUGGGGCUGAUGAUGGCUCGGAGAGUGUAUCCGGAGGAUAAGUUAAGCAGGCAGGUGUUUGAAAUACCAUACCCCUCCAAUACGCUCAUCUCGCCCAAUACCGGCUCCCUGCCCGUAUCCCUCUCCACCGACGAUCUCGCCAUUACAACCGAACGCCCGCCCAACCCUGAAGGCCGGAAAUCGCCCGCCCCGAUGCACCCUGCAGCAAUCAACAACCUGCCCGCGGGGUAUCAAAAGUCUAUAUCGUCUACUCUCGGCUCGCCUUCCUCUCCAUCUACCAGUGCUGCCAAGGUCAACGGCUCGGGCGCUGGCGGGAAGAAGGAGAUAGAGAGGGUACAGUCGGACGAGUCGGGCGUGGUCAGAGAGAGGAUGGCGUCAGGGUGGACAGUCCCCCGGUUGACGGAGCUCAAGCUCGAGUUCGAGGGGAGUAGCGAUAAUCAGGGGAGGGUGACGGUUUAUGCUAUCGAGGUGCUGGGGGCGUAG